Messenger RNA from Haliotis rubra (blacklip abalone), 5692 nucleotides. Its product is annotated as multifunctional procollagen lysine hydroxylase and glycosyltransferase LH3-like. The transcript is spliced from 20 exons. The record is from RefSeq and is a predicted model, not a curated record. Gene Ontology annotation, biological process: peptidyl-lysine hydroxylation. Gene Ontology annotation, molecular function: procollagen-lysine 5-dioxygenase activity; L-ascorbic acid binding; iron ion binding. NCBI's taxonomy places the organism in Eukaryota, Metazoa, Mollusca, Gastropoda, Lepetellida, Haliotidae. The coding region runs from base 396 to 2582 and encodes 728 amino acids. Gene Ontology annotation, cellular component: endoplasmic reticulum.
GUCAGUGUUUUUUCAGAUGCCUGUCCAGGUUUCGUAAAUGCGAGAUCAUCAAAGUAUUCGUGAUUCAAACGAUGAUUAUCAUAUUUAACACUUCAUGAGAAGACACUUUCCGAACGAUUUCUUCCCACACCUUGAGGAAAUACCAAGCUCCAUUGUUACCGACCGGUGGUGACUUUCAGCUAGGGAAUUUCCGGAGUUAUCGACUGGUAUACGCUGCCAGACUUUUUUGGCAGAUCCCCCUUAGCUGAAACCUUGGACGCGCACACGUAUCGGGUUACUCCAAGAACGAAACUGUGUGAUGUGGCAGAGCUGAAACCAUAUCUUGGAAGCGAAAGACGCUCAGUACCAGUGUUUUACCAGGCAAACACCACCGAGGGUUCAGUCGUCUGCUGAAGAUGUCGUCUGCGACUUUACUAAGUUUUGUGUUUGUUUUGUCGACAAUUAUUCUCCAGGAUAUUUUGGCUGCCGAAGAUGAUCUGAUGGUUGUGACAGUUGCAACAGAUGAGACUGAUGGCUUCAAGCGCUUCCUGAGAUCUGUGAAGAAGUAUGGGUUCGAGUUGAAGGUGCUUGGUAUGGGGGAGGAGUGGGAUGGUGGUGAUGUUGCUAACUAUGCAGGUGGGGGACACAAGAUCAACCUUCUGGCUGAAGGCCUGAAGAAGUACCAGGACCGAGAUGACCUGCUGCUGAUGUUUGUAGACAGCUACGAUGUCAUCUUCAACAACGACCCAGACACCAUCAUUGAGAGGUUUAAGAAGUUUGAUGCCAGAGUAGUGUUUUCAGCCGAGGGAUUCUGCUGGCCUGACCGGAGCCUGCAGGACCAGUAUCCAUCUGUGACUAUAAAUGAAAAGAGGUUUUUGAACUCAGGAGGUUUCAUGGGCUAUGCCAAGGAUGUGUAUGAGAUGAUAACACAUGAGUCUGUGAGCAACCGAGAUGAUGACCAACUCUACUACACCAAGAUCUUCCUGGACGAGAACUUGAGGGACAAAUGGAGAAUUAAACUCGACACCAGGUCAGAAAUCUUCCAGAAUCUUAAUGGUGCUCUUGGUGAAGUUGUAAUCAAGUCACUGGGGAGCCGCAGCUACCUCUACAACCUCAAGUCAGGCACCUCCCCUACGGUUGUACAUGGGAAUGGACCAAUUAAGGCUGAGUUCAACCGCAUUGCAAACUAUCUUGCUGAUGGCUGGACAAUCCAACAUGGAUGUCAGAGUUGUGAGGAAGAUACCAUCAGUCUAGAAGGGCUCAAGGAGGAGGACUACCCGACAGUGCUAGUAGCCCUUUUCAUUGAGAGAUCAACACCAUUCUUGGAGGAGUUUUUGGAAGCUGUAGCCAGUCAGAACUACCCCAAGUCCAGGAUGGACCUGUAUAUUCACAACUUGGAAGACACUCACAGAAAGACAGUGGAGGCGUUCAUCGAUGAAUACCAGGAUGAAUACCAGUCUGUAACAUCCAUAGGCCCCUAUGAUGGAGUUGGUGAAGCCAUGGGCAGGAACUGGGCCAUAGCGGAGUGCAUCAAGAAGAACUGCAAUUAUCUGUGGGUCAUUGACUCUGAUGCCCGAUAUGAGGAACCAGAAGCUUUGAAACUGCUUAUUCAGCAAAACAGGUCUGUGAUAGCUCCACUGGUGUCCAGGGUGGGCAAGCUGUGGUCCAACUUCUGGGGUGCCUUGGGACCAAAAGGAUUCUAUGCCAGAUCUGAAGACUAUGCAGACAUAGUGGAGACAAAGAAAGUGGGCCUGUGGAAUGUGCCAUUCAUCAGCUCCACAUACCUGGUGCAGGGACAGAAACUACCCAGUCUCAGGAAUGCAUACUCAAUCAACUCCGAGCUCGACCCAGAUAUGUCCUUCACUAAACAUGUUCGAGAUCAGGGCAGCUUCCUGUAUGUGACAAACAGACAGAAGUUUGGACACCUGGUAGAAGUGGACCACUAUGAGACAGACCAUUAUGUCAAUGACAUGUUCGAUAUAUUCAACAACCCCACGGAAUGGGAGGAAAGGUACAUUCACCCUGACUAUGCCAAGUCUUUGAAUGAGGAUGCUGACAUAUUGCAGCCAUGUCCUGAUGUAUUUUGGUUCCCCGUCGUCACUGAGCAAUUUUGUAAAGACUUUGUAGAUACAAUGGAAAACUUUGGACAGUGGUCAGGUGGAAAAAAUGAGGAUCCAAGGUUGGCAACAGGCUACGAGAAUGUCCCUACUGUAGAUAUACAUAUGAACCAAGUGGGUUUUGAGAGACACUGGCUCCAUAUCCUCCGUAAAUAUGUCCGCCCCCUGCAGGAGAAAGUCUUUCAAGGUUACUUCCAUGAUCCUCCCCAUGCUAUCAUGAACUUCGUCGUGAGGUACAGACCGGAUGAGCAGCCUCUGCUGCGUCCACACCAUGAUUCCUCCACCUACACCGUCAACCUCGCCCUCAACAGUCCCGGGGUGGACUUCGAGGGUGGUGGAUGCCGCUUCAUCCGCUACGACUGCAAGGUGACGGCCACCAGGAAAGGGUGGAUGUUGAUGCACCCAGGUCGCUUGACACACUACCAUGAAGGACUACGUGUGACCAACGGCACAAGAUACAUCAUGAUCUCAUUCGUAGACCCAUAGACGCCAGGCCAGUCAACUCAAUGUGAAGUGCUUGCAGUUCUUUCACUUGAUCAUUGUUGAAGUUAAGCAAGAAAUGUUAGGUCACAUGAAAUUUGUAACUAAAUGGCCAGACGUCAUCUGUCAUGAAUGUACAAUAGCUUAACAGCUGUCAUCCAUGGAUUCAAAUUGUAGAUAGGAUCUAUUGUCCAAUGCACCGUAGGUGAUAAUGUCUUAACAUAGGUGUGGUAAUUAAGUGGAUAUUUAAAUCUGAAGAAAAACAAUAUAUAAGUACUUUGGCAUUGGAAUACUGGCUGUAUUAAAGUAACCUUUGUAUUAAAAAAUACAAAAUAAUAUUUCUUACUUUAGGAGAUAGAUAUUAAAUGUUUUAUUGAGUAUAUUCCUGGGAAAAUCAAUUUGAAAUGACAUUGUUCAGUGCAGGUUUUGAAUGUUAAAAUGUCAGGGUAUCGAAAGCUUGGUGCUCAUUUUUCUGAAGCGCUCUCUCUAUGUAUGUUAGCUCACAGGUUUGUGAGACAGGCGGGACAUCAUUCCAGAAUGCUAUUACCAUGGACUGAAUUGGCUUCAUGAUCCAACAAGUCAUGUCAUACGCCUCAGUGAUAACUGACCUUCUGGUCAGCAGAAAGUUGAUCUGACAAAUAUUGUUCCUUUAUAAUAUUUAUUUAAAGUGAUAACUAUUUCACCAAACCAAAUGGCAUGGUUUCUCAAACUGGGAUUGAAAUAAGAAAAAUUCAAACAAGUAUUUGUGAGCUAUGGAUAGUCUAGAUUUCCAGGUUUCUAAUCCUAGUUAAUCAUGUUCCAACCAGUCACAUUGUAGGAGACACUCCCAUUCAUUAGCUUGGAUUGCUGCAGAUACAUCUUACCCUGCAAAAACUUCCUGAAUAUUUUAUACUGAUAAAGCUUUCUGAAUACCAUUGGUGAAAAAAUGGGUGUUAUUUGCCAAUAGUUUCCGUAGAUGGCAUAUCAAUUAAUGUAGGCAUGCAACACAUAUGGGCUGUUUGUCAUCACCUUUGAACAUAGCACAGCAUAACAAGUAAAAGAAACUAAACUUAAAGUCAAUGAGUGAGUCAGUGCCUUUUCUCUGGGACCAAAACAUGAUUCUUGUGCAGUCCUUGCUAUCAGAUGUAAUGUGGCAUGCCUUGCUAUGCUUCUGCCACAGCAUACGUUGUUCCAUAGAACAUCAUGCGUGUGAAAUCAACCUAGUCACAUAGGCCUAGAAAGUCGGGUGCAUUGAAUGCAUCAAUGACUGUUGAGUUACCCGUCUUUGUGAUAUGCCCCUGUGACAGAACAGCUUUCAGGUACAAAUACAGUUGACUUGUGUAUAUUUUAUUUACUUAGGCAUUUAGAUAGUUCCUACAGUGUGAACUGUGUCCUGGAUAAGAUCAGCAGAUUGAUGUCGCAUCCAAAUAAAUGGAAAGCAAGAUGUGUGAAAGGAAAUGAAACUGUUGUAAUGAGUGUCAAAUUGUGAUGAACAGUUGAUAUCAUGAUGACAGUUGCAGAUUGCUUAUUCAGGUGAAUCUCGGUUUUAACAUUUAGAUAAAUUUGCAAUUUCAGAAAGAAUUUGAGUGCGUGUUUAGAUUAGUCAGGUUGGUUGCAAACUGCUGCAAGAAAAUCAAAAUAUUUUAAGAUUUCAAAUGGUGCUAUUAUGCUUAUCUAUUUAGUGCAAAUACUUUUUAUCUGUAUUCUUGUAUCGUGUUUAUAUCAGAUUUGUAACAUGGAUGUUUAGUUGCUAUAUACAGUUGUACUUGUUCAAGAUGUGCAAACACAGCUAUGGUGAUAGGAAACAGCAAACAUUUGAGGAUACGUUAUCACACCAACUUAUAGAUUUGUUAACUUACAAGUCCUCAUUGUGUAUGGGAAAUGAAAAAAAAAGGGAACUAAACUCUGUCUGUUGGUACAUUGUUGAUGUACUUGGCAUGCAUUAUGAAUAUGUGUAACUUUAUAAGUGCAUUCAUCUCCACCACAGGGUGAGGUCUGAGAAACCCUUACUUCCCGACCAAAAUGAUACACAAUUUUACAUGUAACAAUCCGCCUAUAUAUAAGCUGGUUGGUCAACUUGAAGCAAAGACUUAUCACAUAAACAUAUCAUUCAUGUCGAACUGUUGUUGUAGAAGGUGAUAAAACGUUGGUACAGAGACUUAACUUAUUACUGGCAAUCGUGUAACACCAAUCCAACUUUCCUUUCCUAAUUACUCCUCUAGGGUGCCGCACAUCAUUGUGCUGAGUUGUGUUCUUUAGGCUCACCAGAAACCUAUGAUUGUUGGCUCUGAGUAGUCUCCAUUGUGUUUCUGGGUUUAUUAACACCAUACCUGUGUUGUGUGUUUCCCCAACGCAGUAAACAUGUGAGACCUCCUUCAGUUUGAGCUUUCUUCCCUCUUGAAGCUGACAUUCCGUAAUAUAAAAGGAAUACUGGAGCAGAGCCUUAAUCAUUCACUAAAUGUGUGGAAGUCAUCAACACAGCCCAUACUGAGAGCAGUUGGCUGAAGACAUCUGGAAUUAAAACAUUGGCACUUACAUCACACGUUAUAUGAAAGUAAGUGUGCCAAGGGCCUUGCCUGCCUUGUUGCCUUGCACAGCAUGUAAUACAGCUUAUUUCUGUUUUCAGUCUUAGUGGUCAUGCUACGACUGUUCAGUGAUUAACUAUCUCCGUCCUAUUCAUUGUAUAUAUGAUAUUGUUACACUGGGGGGACUCUGGUUUGAAAUCAGCAUAUUUUCUCAAAGAUAUAGCUCAAUUCUUUGUUCCAACCAAUCGUAAACUGUAUUCUUCAGAUACUUAGGGAAAACUGUGUUUGUAAGUCAGCUUUCUACCCCACCAUUGCGUGAUACUGUGAACUACGAUGUCCAUUUCGUGUUCUGGUUGGUAAAAUAUGUACAGUUCCUAUGCUGACAUAAGGUUCCCUGUUUGUAAAUGCAGUGUGAUCAUAUGUUAUUGUCUUCCACAGCAAGGUAUCCACAUGUUGUUUUGUUACCCUCAUCCUGCAACUACUUGUGUGUAGGUUAGUAUACUGGGAAUACACAUUUUAUUUCCACCGAUAUAUGAAAAUAUUUGAUCCCACUGGAAAAACUUUAUAUUUAUGUACAAAAUCAAUGUUACCAGUAAUAAAACAUGGAACAGG